Gallus gallus (chicken) is the source of this 16747-nucleotide messenger RNA. It is a transcript of the gene BTBD11, whose product is annotated as BTB domain containing 11. The record is from RefSeq and is a predicted model, not a curated record. The transcript is spliced from 18 exons. Gene Ontology annotation, molecular function: protein heterodimerization activity. Bases 220 to 3414 code for a protein of 1064 amino acids. Lineage: Eukaryota; Metazoa; Chordata; Aves; Galliformes; Phasianidae.
GCAGGAGCCGGGCCGUCAGCGGUGUGCGGGCAGCACCGGCAGCGGCAGCAGCAACAGCAACAGCGGCAGCAACAACAGCAACGAGAGCGGCAGCACUCCGCGGGCUGGCGGCGCUGGGAGCACGGCAGCGGGCUGCCCCACAGGGCUCGGCGCUCCGCCUCGUCCCCGCCGGCCGCCGCACCCCGCCCGGGUCCCGCGGGUGCAGCAUGAAGCGCGGCGAUGAUGGCACGGCGGGGUAAGACGGCGGCGCGGACGCUGGAAGACCUGACGCUGGACUCCGGCUAUGGUGGCGCGGCGGACUCGGUGCGCUCCUCCAACUUGUCGCUGUGCUGCUCGGAUUCGCACCCCGCGUACCCCUAUGGAGGAAGCUGCCGGCCGCACCUAACUGACUCCAUGCACAGUCGCCACAACAGCUUCGACACCGUCAACACCGUCCUAGCGGAAGACUCCGAGGUGCUGGACUGCGCGGGGCAGCACUGCUCCCGGCUCCUGCCCGACCUUGAGGAGGUCCCCUGGAGCCUGGAGGAGGUGGAGGCGCUGCUGCAGCCGCCGCAGCCGCGCCGGGAUCCGCGGGCGCCGGGCGGCGGCGGCGGCGGCGGCGCGGCGGGGCGGGAUGCGGCGGCGCGGCUGUCCACGCUGGUGAGCCGCGCGUUGGUGCGCAUCGCCCGCGAGGCUCAGCGCCUCAGCCUGCGCUUCGCCAAGUGCACCAAGCACGAGGUGCGCAGCGCCAUGGAGAUCGUGCUGGGCUGGACGCUGGCCGCCCGCUGCACGGCGGCCGCCCUCGGAGCCCUCUCGCUCUACAACAUGAGCGGCAGCGGAGGGGACCGCUUCAGCCGCGGCAAGUCGGCGCGCUGCGGGCUGGCCUUCUCCGUCGGCAAGUUCUACCGCUGGAUGGUGGACAGCCGCGUGGCCCUGCGCAUCCACGAGCACGCCGCCAUCUACCUGACGGCCGGCACCGAGAGCCUCUUCCGCGACAUCCACGCUCGGGUGCUGGCCGGGGCCGGGCCCUCCGCACCGCCGCCGCCGCCGCCGCCGCCGCCCGGCCGUACCACCCCCGCCGCGGCCGCCGGCCCGGCCGAGAGGGAGAAGGAGGGCGCCGAGGGGCCGCGCUUCACGCUGGAGGCUCUGGAGCAGACGGUCAACAACGACCCCGAGCUGUGGGGGCUGCUGCAGCCCUACCAGCACCUCAUCUGCGGGAAGAACGCCAGCGGUGUUCUCUGCUUGCCGGACAGCUUGAACCUUCACAAAGACCAGCAGCGGUCAAACAAGCCUGGAGAAGUGCAGAUGUUCAGCCAGUCCGAGCUAAGGACCAUCGAGCAGUCUUUGCUGGCUACGCGUGUGGGGAGCAUUGCCGAGCUCAGUGACCUCGUAUCCCGAGCCAUGCACCACCUCCAGCCACUGAAUGCCAAGCAGCACGGGAAUGGCACACCGAUGCACCAGAAGCAGGGGUCACUCUACUGGGAGCCAGAGGCUUUGUACACCCUCUGCUACUUCAUGCACUGCCCGCAGAUGGAGUGGGAAAACCCAAAUGUGGAGCCGUCAAAAGUCACGCUGCAGACUGAGAGGCCGUUCAUCGUGCUGCCGCCCCUGAUGGAGUGGAUUCGGGUCGCCGUGGCUCACGCGGGGCACCGUCGCAGCUUCUCGGUGGACAGUGAUGACGUACGGCAGGCAGCCAGGCUCCUGCUGCCCGGAGUUGACUGUGAACCUCGACAGCUAAAAAUCGACGAUUGUUUUUGUGCAUCUCGGAAGCUGGAUGCAGUUGCCACUGAAGCGAAGUUCAAGCAGGACCUGGGCUUCCGGAUGCUCAACUGUGGCCGAACGGAUCUGGUUAAACAGGCCAUAGCCUUGCUGGGGCCGGAUGGGAUUAACAGCAUGAGUGAACAGGGCAUGACUCCACUGAUGUAUGCUUGUGUCAGGGGUGAUGAGGCUAUGGUGCAGAUGCUGCUAGAUGCUGGAGCAGAUCUGAAUGCUGAGGUUGUCAGUACUGCUCAUAAAUACCCAUCCGUCCACCCUGAGACCCGCCAUUGGACAGCUCUGACAUUUGCUGUGUUGCAUGGACAUAUUCCUGUAGUUCAGUUGUUGCUGGAUGCUGGAGCAAAAGUAGAAGGUUCCUUGGAGCAUGGAGAGGAAAACUACUCUGAAACUCCUUUGCAGUUGGCAGCAGCUGCCGGAAAUUUCGAACUGGUCAGUUUGCUGUUGGAGCGAGGAGCUGACCCCAUGAUAGGAACAAUGUACAGGAAUGGCAUUUCCAUGACUCCACAAGGUGACAUGAACUCUUUCAGUCAGGCUGCUGCGCAUGGACACAGCCAUCCAGAGGAGCAUAGAUACAGGAAUGUCUUCCGUAAGCUACUUGCUCAGCCAGAGAAGGAGAAGAGUGAUAUCCUGUCACUGGAGGAGAUACUGGCCGAGGGGACAGACUUACCUGACUCUGCAGCAGCUCCGCUUUGUGCCAGCCGCAACAGCAAGGCCAAACUGAAAGCCCUGAAGGAGGCCAUGUACCACAGUGCUGAGCAUGGAUAUGUGGAUGUGACCAUUGACAUACGGAGUAUAGGUGUUCCCUGGACACUGCACACAUGGCUGGAGUCCUUGCGAACGUCCUUCCAGCAGCACAGACGACCCCUCAUCCAGUGCUUGCUAAAGGAAUUCAAGUCUAUUCAAGAGGAAGAGUACACAGAAGAGCUCAUCACGCAGGGGUUGCCUCUGAUGUUUGAGAUACUGAAAGCCAGCAAGAACGAAGUGAUAAGUCAGCAGCUAUCUGUCAUUUUCACUCAUUGCUACGGACCCUACCCUAUUCCAAAGCUUGUUGAAAUUAAGCGCAAGCAGACCUCUCGCUUAGAUCCCCAUUUUCUUAACAACAAAGAGAUGUCAGAUGUUACAUUUCUGGUGGAAGGAAGACCAUUUUAUGCACAUAGAGUGCUGCUAUUUACUGCAUCACCACGGUUUAAAGCAUUGCUGUCUAGCAAGCCCUCAACUGAUAGUACUUGUAUUGAGAUCAACUAUGUGAAGUACCCCAUCUUUCAGCUGGUUAUGCAGUAUCUUUACUAUGGAGGUGCAGAGUCACUCUUGAUUAAAAAUAAUGAAAUUAUGGAGCUUCUUUCUGCUGCUAAAUUUUUCCAGCUUGAAGCUUUACAACGACACUGUGAGAUCAUUUGUGCAAAAAGCAUUAAUACAGAAAACUGCGUGGAUAUUUAUAAUCAUGCCAAGUUUCUCGGAGUCACAGAACUAUCUUCCUAUUGCGAAGGCUACUUUCUAAAAAAUAUGAUGGUCCUCAUUGAAAACGAAGCUUUCAAGCAGCUGUUGUAUGACAAGAAUGGAGAAACGUCUGGUCAGAAUGUACUACAGGACUUACAGAGGACGUUGGCCACAAGGAUUCAGUCAAUUCAUUUGUCUUCUUCAAAGGGCUCCAUUGUAUAAAGCUGAGGAAGGCAGUAACGCUCUAAUAAAGACCCUGCAAGUUAAGUCUCCUGUUGCAGUUGCUUAAACGAAUACACACAAAAUAGAUUCUACUUCACAUCCAAAUAGUUCUGUGUUGGCCAAAGGUGCUGCGCUGAGGCCUCCGCCUCGUUUGGAUGAGGGAAUAUGGAAAACAUAGCUCCUGUAUGCUUCUGAGCAACGGGCCUACCAGAGCGUCCAGUGCAUCGGUGUUGUACCCGAGCUCUGAACACGAAAGUGUGGUCGUGGAGCUAGAUGCCAACAAAAGCCAGAACUCACAACAGUGAACAGCAGCAGCCCCUGCCUGAGCGGUGGUGCCAUGAAACACCUGAAUUGACCAAUUACACAUUUAAGGCGAAUGUUCCAUCGUUUCACAUUUAAGAACUAUACCUGUCCUGGAGUCCAUUAUACACUUAAAAAAUGUAAGAACUGUUGUUGCUGUUGAGCAAAGAUCGAUUGUGUUAAGAGAGUGGGUAAGACUGUUACAACUGAGGAAAUAUCCAUACUGGCAGAUUUUUAGGGGUGGGAACUUUUUAAAUUGUUCAUAAAAAUAAUGGGGUGGCCUUGUAGUUUAAAAACUAUUUCUUAAGCUUAAAAUUUCAUUUUCGACAGAGCUGUGUUUGAGAAUCUAUGUAACAUGUUUUGUUUUUUAAAUGGUUAAAAUGUACAUUGUGUAAACACACAUAUGAUCGAGUUUUGCUUGUAUUCUUUCCUAAAGUGGUAUAAUCUUGCCUGACAGGCUAUGGUUACACCAAAGAGGUACAUUACCCAGGCUAUCUCUAAUACAGUAGUUGGGGGGGCAGGUAAACUGCAUGCUUCUUGUGAUUUGGGGUUAAAAACAAUGACAAACUCAACAUGCAUUUGCAUGGUAACUGUACCAGUGAAUGUUUUGUUCGUGCUUCGUUUUGCCAAGACAAAUGCAAUGUUACUUCUUGUCAAACUCCAUUUGUAAAAUCAGCAUAUUAUUUUACUCAGUGCAGUUGGCUGUGAUAUGAUACCCCCAGAGACCUUCUCAAGAUGCUGAUUUCUGUUUGUUACAGUGAAGGGAUAAUAACAGAUCUUUCCUCUAGUGAUGUGUCGAUACUUUGCUACUGUCCAGAGAUUGUGUCCGAGUUAGACUUUUUUAAAUUAUAAUUAAAUAUGUACUAUAGAAUGAUUUCUCACUGUAUCCUGAGAACGUAUAGGUUAUCUACAAUGCAGGGUUUGGGUGGGGUGGGACGGGGGGUGCGAUUUAAUGUCCGAACUUCAUUUGUUUUGCAGCCUGUUGUUGGCAAGACAGAUCUGCUACGUGCCACAACAUUCCUGAUGCUCUGUCUUCGAAUAAUGCUUUUCAUGAAUCAUUUGAUUUCAAUCAUGGAGAAGACCACAGCAAGAUGCAAGCAAAGAUACUGCCUUUUCCAUGGCAAAGUGACAUUAAUGUAUUUAUUUUCUAGCAUGCUGUUCAGAAACUGUGCCCAGCUCACAGACUCUAGAAGUUUUAUUUUGAUGGUGCAUGGUAGCCUCUUGUUCUUCUGUUGAAGUAUCUACGUUGGGUGCUCUUCCAUGUUGACGCUUUUGGGCAUGCUCAGAGAACACAGUUUUGGCUUUAGUUAUCCACAUGGUAGGAAGCUGUUUUAUGACGUGAGGUGUAAAGCGUCCCGUGUGCUCGGUCUUUUAAUGCCUAUAACAGUUCUUGCAAGAAAGUACAGAAAUGUCUUAACUGAUGCUAAUGUCUUAGAGACAUGGCCUGUCACUCAGUUAGACCUUUUGUUUUCCUGCCUAGCAAAUGUUCACACAGGAUGUUGUCGAGAACAUUCAGGUAACGACAGCUUUUUGUGACUGUUGUGAUUGUGGAGAAACAUGACUGUGGCUGAUGGAGCAACAACACGCGGGGUGCUUGUUGUCAUUCACUGUGCCUCCUCAUCCAAGGAAAGCCAUCCUUUGUGCUAAUGAUAGCAAGGCAGAAGCAGACCUCAUCCCGCAGCUUUGUGCUUUAAAGUAGGAAAGUUUUUCAGACAAUAAUCAUGAUAUUAACAUUUUUCCCUUGGGUACAUGUGUAGUGUCCAAUGAAGUCAUCAGGAGUUGCAUGCACAUAUAUCCAUAGGCAGAAUAUUUUUUUGUGGGAAACGAGCACAAAGGUGUACCUUUGGAUAGGCAGUCCGGUGUUGGACGUUAUAAUGGCAGCCAGAAGUGUCGUGCCUCUGUUUCCAGUUCAAAUAUUCAUAGGGUUUAGUAAGGGGAUAGAGUCCUGUGUGCAUAGCUGCUCCUGGAAGGUGAUGGUUUUUGAGCACGAGUAGGAACCUGCCUUGGACUUACCAGGAAAGAAAUACUGAUAACUGUGCUAGUUGUUCUCCAGAUAACUUGAGUCGAGAAUAUCUGUGGUAAUAUUCACUGUUUUUUCUUUUAGAGAUGAAGGGCUUACUGCGUUCUUUGGUGCCUGUACAUGAACUGCAUGGUCAUCAUGUUUGAGUCCUCCAAGGGAAAAUAAGAGGUUUUGCUGUAGCAGCAGAGUGUCCAUCUCCAGACACACACUGCGGUGUCUGCGUGCAGCGCUGCUGGUCCACACGUUGCUGUGUCCCUGUGCUCCUCUGCAGGCUUGUGAGUCUGGGGUGUGACAGAAAGCAUGGCACCCGCUGCCAUCACCAGAUCUGCUUUGCUAAUCUGUAGCAAACAGUAGGAGCAAAGGACCCCAAAUAAGCUGUCGUUCAGAGCUGUUAGGGGAUCCACCAUCUCCACCAAACCCAUCAUCAGAAAGGUUUCCCCAUAGAGUGUUCAGAAAUUCUUUGCUGCACAUCAAAACACUUUUCCUUCCAGCCUCAGUCAACAGGAAGAAUGGAUAAUCCACGGCCUUUUUAUGGAAUUAUUCUGCGUAUGAGAGGAAUUAUCAUACCUCCCUCACUAGUUUAAGUCUUCCUUAGUCCUUUUGGUAAUAUUUUCUAAGCCUCUGAUUUUUGCUGUCUUUCCCCUCACGUCUUCCCAGCUUCCCCAGAAUGUUCUGCUCCUGUGGGGGAUUUAUACAGCGACAAGCAAGGCUCAGUGACUGUCUCAUGAGUUUUACAUAGAGCAUAUCAGAAAAUACAUCCCAGAAUAUUUUCUACAUCCCGUGGCUGACUUUCAUCUAACCUACCUUGCAUUACAAUUCCUGGGUGACUUACAGCUGCUGUCCCAGGAGUUCUCUCCCAUUUGUAUGUGUGCAUUUGUUUACUCCACCUUCCAAAGUCUUAACACUUUCAACUUGUCUUUAUUACAUUUGUUCUGGUUUAAUUGGGGGCAAUUUCCCCAGUUCAUCAAAAUCAAUUUCAAUUCCAAUCCCGUCUCCUGGCCCGAUAAUCUCCUGGUUUUGUGAUGUGUGGCUUCAUGCAUGGAUUCUCCAUUCCAUUAAUCUGGGGCUGGGGGAAGGGCUCUAUUGUAAAUGUAAUCUAAAAAGCAGUGUGAGUUUCAGUGGGUGCCUGUGACCACCGUCCCUAUCAGAUACAGCUCCUUCCAUCAGAGCGUUCUAUUAGGACUUUUUAGAGAGAUGGUGUUAUCACCUUAGGAAAUCAAUAGCGUUCUGCUUCUUUAGUCUGUGCACAGGUUGCUAUAAUUUCCAAAUUUUGAGGGGAAAAGAAGGCCCUCCAGCCGCUCCAGGUGAAAUGGAAAAAAAAAUACAAAAUCCUUAGAAAAACCUCUGAUUUUUUCCUUUUCUUUUUAAAUCACAAUUUCCCAGCCUACAGGGGGUGAAGGGCUGUUUUGGUUCUUUCCGUGUGCCUUUUUCAUACGAGCCCCACGCUGUAUUCUUCAAGGCUUGCAGGCAUCCUGCCCCUGCCUCACUGCAGAGCUUUCCUUCUGCCUCUCCACAGGGUCCUCCCUUCGCUUCCAGAACUUCCUCACAUUUCCACUUAGCCUCACGUGCUGCCAGUUUCCAGACUUCCCAGUCUGUUACUCUGGAGCCCCGCUGGAUCUCUUCCCAAGCCCAGAGAUGCUAGCUGCGUUCUCCCAAAUGGGCGAUUUCCCAAGAGUAAGCUUCAGACCUGGGAAGAGGAUGGGGAAUGUAUGAGGGCAGAGGUUUUGGACAUCAGAGAGGAAGGCUGGUAUUCUUUUCAGGACAGAUUUCAGCACUGUCUGCUCCUUUCUCAAUUUUUCCCUGCUCUGUUCCUUAAGCCCGCUGCCCUCUUAGCACAGCUGGCGGCCAGAUGCUCUCCAUCCUGGAGCAGGGCCAGCUUUGUAACGACAAAGACUUUUUCCCAGCUAAAGCUUUGCCUGCCUGGACUCAGUUUCUGAGUAGAUCUGUGCAAACAUCUGUUAAAAGACAGAGGAAACAUUCUUAAAGAGGUGUGGGAGCUUAGUAGCCACUUUGCUAUUGGCACAGUGAGAGGUGCUUGCUGAGCGUCCACGUGCUGCUCUUGACGCUGAGCCUCCUGUACUGAAUAGCCACUGGCCACCGGCUCUGUACCAAGGGGUGUACGCGUCCUGGGUGCAGCGUGUGCUCUGCUGGAGGUUUUGGGGGACAGAAUGUGCUGCCUUGUGGAGAUUGAAAGGAAAAAAAAAAAUCCUCAUUUUGUACUGCAGCAAGGUGGUAUGGCGAGAAGAAAGAAUGGGCGCCUCUUCUUCAUCCUAGACCUGCCCCACAUCAGAGGAAGGUUCUGCUAUUGCAGAUUGCCGCUGAGCCCACGGGGACUCAGGUGUGCGGGAUGCUAUUUAAGGGCUUUAUCUUUUUAAUGCUCAAAAGAAAUAGAGGUGUUGGAGUUCACACAUCUACAUCCUCGAGGCAAGACUUGGCCAUCUGAACAAAAAGGCCGUUCCUCCUCCUGUUGUCCAUGGGCUGAAUCCCAGAAGCGGCAGAGGUCCUGCAUAGCUCCUAGACGUCGGCUGCAGGUAUUUGCUGCCCCUCAGGAGCUGACUCUGUUUUCAUAAACUGUUCCAGAAGGGUGACAUCCUGAAGCCCGCAUCCACUGGAGCUGCUCUUGAAGUCAGUGGAUGAUUUCUUUUCUUGAUGAACGACAGUUACCUGAAGUCAAAGGCUUGAAGUUAGUUUGUUUGACAAAGCGUCUUUCAUGUGAGGAAGUGAGCGCUUUGCAGAAAUGAAGUGCCUGACGUUGCUUUCAUCCCCUAGCCCACAGAUGUAGGUCUGCUGAGAUAUAUAAGCAUUAAAAAGCCUGCUUAGGAUUUGUCCUAAUAUUUAAUAAACCGGCUUUCAGAAAGCUCGCUUUGAAACAGCAGUCAAAUAAUAUCUGAAACCCCAUCGAUGAGAACAUCACUAAUUUUAGAUGCUUGCAUAUAAGCACUUCUGUAUCUCUAACUCCUGGCACUUCCAAUCAUGUCUUCCAUGCAUUUAUAACAAAACAAACGGUGCUUAUUUAACAUCCUGUUAUGAGGCGAGUUUUGUUGCCUUCAGUGGGCGCAAAUGGGCUGCCAGCUCUGAGCCAGUUUCCACGUUUCAGUAGACUCACACCUGACCUACAGCUUCUAACUGCCCUCCAAGGGCAAAAGGUAGUGAAGCUGAGUCUUGGGCUGAGAGCCAAUGAGCUGUGAGACCGCUGCUGAAAGCACUACAAAUAAUACAGUGCCCAAAGCUGAAGGAAAAUCUGGGAAUGUGCCCAAGAUAAUAAGCGUUUGUCAGCUGUCUUCAGUGAGCUUAAAAGCUGGAGAAGUAAGCUUUGGAGGGCAGGGGUUGCAUUUUGGUUGUUGUUGCCUUUAAACUGUCAUGCUUUUAGCUUGGUUUGAGACUUCUUGUAUGGAUCAGCCAUGGAUGGCCUGGUUUAUCUCACACUGUUUCACACAGAGGGUUCUAAAGGUGGCAGCUUUUGUUUUCCUCAGGUUAGUGUAGCCUUGAUUGGCUUCUGUGCUUUGCAAGGGUUGCUUGUCAUUGAAACGGCUGGGAAACAUGGCAAAAACUUGCAGGAGGGGUUGCACUGGCUCAAUAGGUUAAUUUCUAUGAACACCUUCUGGCUUUGUGGGCUGUGCUGUUUAGUUGUCUACAUCUGUCCACCUGAUCGUACGUGGUGUGCUGGAACAGCAAUUCUGGUGUUUGUUUACCUUUGGGAGGCAUUUUUGUUCCUUCUUUGGGCUCAUAGGUUUAUUUUUUUACCUCUCAUCCCGUGGAGGAGAUGGUGCUGUGUGAGUAGGUGUGUGUGAGUAGGUGAGCAGGCGCCGGUUUCUGUCUGGGUUGGAUGGCAUGCUAACGGAAAGGUCUUAGUAAGGGAAAAGGAUGGGGUCCAAGAAUUUAAAUGCCUAACCCCUGUCUUUCCCUUGAGUUUUCAAGGUUUGGAGCUCUCUGUGCCCUGCUUCAUUUGGUUUCCAGCUCAGAAUUUCCAUGCAGCCAAAGGGGAGAGGAGAGCAGAGGACAGGAGGAGAGGGGAAAGCAGCCCCAUCUCCAAACCCUCACCGAGUAUUCCCAGCCAACCACUUUGGCUCUGGUCUUUUCAGGGCUCAGGGUUUACUCAGUCACACUGCUCAGAUGUGGCUGUGGAGCUCUAGCAAUUGGUACCGCUUUUUUUUUUUGUUGGGUUUUUUUUUUUUUUUUUUUUUUUUGGCCUUAUAAAUAUCUCCACUGCUGCAGCUGCAAGAGUGAAUUUGCCUGUACUCUUUCGUGUGUGGUUAACUUUGGUCUUCCCACUUCCCAUCAUCUCUGCUGCUGUGUUUUCAUUAAAACUUCCAUUACCCGGCUUUGCCUAGCGCAGUGAGAAGCAAUCUUCUUUCUUACUGCCUUUCUGAAGCAAACAAAGAAAGGGAGAAAAACUCCCUGAAAUACCCAAUCAGAAAUCAUUCAUGGUUUAAAAUAAGCUACAUUGGGAAAUGGAGAUGCUCAGACAAAAAAAAAAAAAAAAAAGGAAAAAAUAAAAAGACAGACACAUUAGAAAAGCCAGUCCGUUAGGAGGUCAUUUUAAUUAAUUAAGGUCACAGCCUUCACACCUCUGAUAUUUUGGCGGGGAUGGAUUACUGAGAUUCAAAACAUCUGGACUUGUGCAAGCCUCAGGUUCAAGCCAGACCACCUUGCCCUUUCCCCUUCCCAGCAGUGGACAAAUUGACUGCCUUGUGGUGUACUGCGUGAGUUGCUUUCAAAUGAGACUUUCAGGAGUCUGAUUCACUGUGCUUUGUGGCUUUUGGACACCCCACAGCACGUCUGUGGGCUGAGGUGGCAGGAGGUAGGAGUGGUGGGAAGUGCCCAAGGUCUCCUCACAGUGCAAGCUACUUCCCUACUGUCAGUGUUCACCCGGUGGGACACCUUGCUUGACCCGAUCAAACCUGGGUAAACUACCAAUAAAAAGUUUGGGACAGUCGGUUCAGUAGCUUCAGAAAUUAUCUUUGGUUUUUGAUUAUUGCACCAGUGACUGAUAUGCUUCUUGGCGACAUGGUAAAGCGCUCAGUCUUCAUUGAGAUGUGAGUUCAUGGUUAUCCACUGAAUCAUGCAGAAUGACAGACUCAUAGGGAUUGGAAGGGAAUUCUGGAGAUCCAACCUCUGCUAAAGCUAGUUCCUCACAGACAGUAGAUUACACAAGAAAAUAUCCAGGUGGGUUUAAAAUAUCUCCAGAGAAGGAGACUCCACAACCUCUCUGGACAGGCUGUUCCAGUGCUCUAUCACCCUCAAAGUGUAGAAAGUUCUUCCUCAUGUUUGUAUGGAACUUCCUCUGUUCCAGUUUGUGACCGUUGCCCCUUGUUCUGAUGCAGGGCACCACUGAAAAGAGCCUGGCUCCAUAAAUAUCUAAUGAUAUUUAUAAACAUUUAUAGUAUCCCCUCUCAGCCUUCUCCUCUCCAAGCUGACCAGGUCCCAUGGCUCUCAGCCUGUGCUCAUAAGGGAGAUGCUCCAGGCCCCUCAUCAUCUCGGUGGCCCUUUGCUGGUCUCUCUAGAAGACCUCUUUCUUGAACCAGGGAGCCCAGAGCUGGACACAGCACUCCAGAUGUGGCCUCAGGAGGGCAGAGAAGAGGGGGAGGAUCACCUCCCUCAACCUGUUGGCCACACUCUUUGUAAUGCACCCCAGGAUGGCAUUGGCUUUCUGGGCCACAAGGUCACACUGCUGGCUCAUGGCCAACCUGUUGCCCAACUGGACACCCAGGUCCUUCUCCUGCAGAGCUCCUUUCCAGCAGGUCAGCCCCUCAGCUGUACUGAUGCAUGCAGUUAUUUCUCUCCAGGUGUAGGACUCUACACCUGCUCUUGUUGAAUCUCAUCAGGUUCUUCUCUGCCCAACUCUCCAUCCUGUCCAGCUCUUGCUGAACAGCAGCACAGCCUUCUGGUGUAUCAGCCACUCCUCCCAGCUUUGUUUCAUCAUCAAACUUGCUGAGGUUGCACUGUAUCCCUUCAUCCAGGUCACUGAUGAAGAUGUUGAACAAGAAUGGACUCUACCAACCACGGGGGAACACUGCUAGCUACAGGCCUCCAGCUGGAGUGCACCAAUGAUAACCUUCUGAGCUCUGCCAGUCAGCCAGCUCUCAAUCCACCCCACUCUUCACUCAUCUAUCCCACAUUUCCUGUGGCAUUGUAAAAGAAUUUGUUCUAUAUUGUCCAAACUGUGAAUUUUCUGCUGCCUUGAUUUUAAUUUGGUUAUUACUAUGUGGGAAAAAAAAGAAAAAAAAGGUUAAGGAUAUGAAAUAUAUUUUGGACUUUUCAUCCAUAGUUAUCUUCAUGUGUUUGUAUGUUUAAAAGAGAGAGAUGGACAGUAAAUAGAUCCACAGGAUAUGUUAUGAGGCGUGAAAUCAUGUUUGUAAUGAGAUUUCUUGUUAAUGGCAGUCAGGCUUCCUUGAUGGUAAGCAUUAAUGCAAUAUCCAUUAGUGCAGCUAAACCUCCCUCCACUCCACUUUCCCAAAAGGGUUUCGCAUUUUACCUUGUUUAGCAUUUAUAAAUAUUUGAUACAAGGUUCAGAAAGUAAUUUACAUGUUAAAUGAAGGAUAUAUGAAUGUUCUAGGGAAAAUACAAGUUAAAAUUCUACUAUAACCUCAUUCACAAACCAAACAUGAAAGCGUGAUGAAAUUUGCCCCAUUAAAAUUGCUGGAAGCCUUUUCAUUGAUUUUUUUCUAGUCUGUGGAUUAGGUCUGUUUUCUAUCUCUCUUUCAUACUGUGUCACCUUUGAAGUCUUCUUGCAUCUCAUGCUUCCCAAGCCAAAUGCAUAUCUGUAAUUAGAUCCUUAAAUGAGGAAGAGGUCCUUCCUCUGUCAUGCAAUUCUGAAGGACUGGUUUUGUGUCUUUAUGUUUACCAUUGAAACAGCUGAGCGGGAAAAUCCCGGUGUAAGCGUCCUGAAAAGACAGAAGAGCUAGCACCAUCCCUGUGACAACUCUUUGCUUCCUUCAUCCCUCUUCACAUCCACUCCCACUUGUCUCUGAGAUGUCUUUGAUGUUAAAGAUAGAAGAGAAAGAUGAAAGCCAGAGGAACGGAUGUGUGAGAAAUAAGAUGGUUUCUGGAAUGGUGCAGAACCAUCAAAUGAAUCUUGAUUUAUUUAAUAUUUUUUUUAUACGCAGCUGUUAGGAAGACUCUCGAUUUGUGUGGUAUAAAAACCAGGAAUGGUUAGGAUUGUUUUGCAUUUGUCAUGAUUGUUAGGAAUGUUGUUGGGUUUUGUGGUGUUGUUUUUUUUUUUUUCUUUUAGCAGAGUAGUUCUGUUUGCUGCCAUCCGUUGUUGGGCUCUUAUGGGAAGGUUUCUCUUCACUUUCUAUUGAGAAACAAAUGAAAAGAUCACACAACCCAGCAGUAACUGCCAACAAAAAGCUAUUGUCCUCCAGCCCACAAAUGCAGCUUGAGCACUGCCUUGUGGCUUCACAGACGUGCCUGAGGUCACCUACAACUAACGGCACAGGUGAAACUUUCCUCCCCUUUCCGUAUCCUUUUCUGAAUGUUCAACUUCCAAAACGCCACAGAGUCAGAGGACAGAAGUCCGAUGGCAGAUGUUUGUCAGUAGACCAAGAGUUUAGCUAAGAAAAAUGUUCCUGGAACCAAACAUUUCACCGCAAAAAAGACAGACAUCUGUAGCUCGUUCAAAGAUGUCAGUCUCUGAAGUCUGUUGGAUGCUUCUGAAAAUCCCCUGCUUGGCACUGCUAAUGCUCCUGAGCAAACUGUUCCACUGAAAACGUAGGGCACUUGGAAACUAGGCAGGAGCAAAUGUACAAAAACAGAGGAGCUCAGCCAUAGUUUGAAAUAGUAGUUUUGUCCACCACGUCCACAACUUUAACGUCGGUUUAAAUUGUUUUUAUUAUUAUAUUUCUCUUGAUUUUUAAAAAUUUUUAUUCUAAUACAAACAUGGUUUUUCCCUUGAGUAUAAUGCCUUCAGUCAGCUGGAUCAGAAAGCUUUACAUGUUCUAUCACGUAAUAUGGUCUUCUGCAUAAAUGUUGGAAAAACUCUGAGGGACUGUUUUUGUCCACCUCAUGUUCUUUUAAACCCCAUUUGGUCUGAUGCUAAUCCUUUUAAAAUCUCCAAUGAGAUUAAGAGUCAUUUGUCAUUGCUGAAUGUCAUUUUCUUAAUGCUGUACAAAUGCAGGAAGGCAGAUGAAAGUAGCAAGCUCUUUUUUGUUAUUGUAUUACUAUGAAAAAAAAGAGAAAAGCUAAUCAGAUCUUUGCUUCUAGUGUAAAAUGCUCCCUGUAGCUUCAGAGUACAAGUGCAAAACCUCUGCUUUGAAAGUCUUGUUGAAAUUGAGCUACAAAAUGGAGGAAAAUGGUGUUAGGAAAAGAUCAUUGAAAAGCUUACCUCCAGUGGUGCUGAACACAUACUUGGUAAACCCUCUUACAAAGUCAGUGGGAAUACAGCGAGGUUGCAAGGCUUUUUAAUGCACUGGUGGAUAGAAUUUCCCAACCAGUCAUCCACACAGUUGUGGUUGAUACACCAUGAAUGCUGAAGGCCAAAUCCUGCUGCCACAGAACAGCCCUACUUCAGCAGGGAUCACAGACGUGUACUUAAGUUACAUUCGUUAGCUGCACAAUGUUGAGGUUUCUGCUGAACAGAAAUGCGAGAGGGUAGGCUUUCCUUGUGCUCAUUGAUCACAAUCUUUGCAUUCCCGAUGACUUUAUUAGAAGCAUCUUAUACUUACAUGGUGCAGAAUGAGGCCUUUGUGGAGUGGGAAAGAUGUUUUACAAAUUUAGACCUGCCUGAGAAAACAUCAACCAUUCUAAUUUUAGACAGUUUGCAUUCCAUAUCCAUCUGCUUAGUGCAUCAGUCUGAUGUUUACUGUUUUGCGUUCAGUAAAUUACAUUUGAUCUUUUUCUUUUUUUUCUUUUUUCUUUUUUUUUUACUGUCUCUUUGAGGGCAUUGCCUGCCAUUGGCUUGGUGUGAAAUAGUGCCAAGGACUUAAAAACAUACCCUUAGGGCCAAACUGCAUAGCUUCACAUGCCACAAAUAGUCCCAUCCAAAGCAAGGAGAGCUGAACUGGGCACGUGAACUGCAACCCCUGUGAUGUCCAGUUGUUCCAUUUCCAUCCUGCUUCAUUUCAUAGAGAUUGAUGACUUCCUGGAGAAAAAAAACCACAACAACACAUGUUGCCAAUUCAUCCUGUCUAAAAUGUAUUGAAGACAAAAAAUAUAUAUUAGAUGUGACUGUAGUCUACCAAAUCCAGUCUCGUGCGUAGGGAGAACUCCAAGGGGAAGUGAUGGGAGUUUCCAUUCCAAAGCUUGCAGAACAAAGCCUACAGAGUGAGCUAUGACAAAAUGUCAACUUCGUGUAAACUCUUCUGAUGAGUUUGUAUAAAGGUUUGUAAGAAAUCUUCACUGGAACACACCAGAGAAUAAUAAACUUGCACCUUGAUAGAAUAGCUUUAUUUGUAUAUAUUCUAUGUAAAUUUUUAACCAGAGGAGACGUAUCAUUCCUUGUACAUACCUGACUAGAACAGGGGCAGUGCUGUGCACUGCUGUUUAGGAGAUCCAAGUUCUCCCUUCUUGGGUUUCCAACUGUAAAGGCUGCAGGAGACUGCUUGGAACCAGCCAAAACACAGGAUGGAUAGAUGCUCACCACUCACUGCUUGUGAACGUAGGAGUAGGACUGGAACAGGCGUUGACUAUGGAGAAGAUUGCUUGCCUCCACUCCUGGCUAAAGGACAAAGUGCUUCCUUCACCAUCAUCUCCAGCAGAAGUGAUUUAUGGUUUCAGAUGGUGUGGAGAACAUUUAGAGCCCUGUUUGAAUCACUCUUUUGUAGGGACCUGGGCUUAUAUGGAACCCACACUGCUUGUGUAACAUGGAAAGGAAGGUCCACGAAAAAGCAGUGUGUACAUACAUCUACCUAUCUGUCUGUCUAUCUAAUAUCCCAGUGUUUCUGUAUUGAAUGGUUUCAGUAACCUGUGAACAAGUGAUUGCUCCUGUUGUGUUACUGCUUUGAAAUUCUUUGCAUGCACUCCAGCAUAUAAUUCUCUAAGAAAAGGUUAUACAUAUUAUAUAUAUAUAUUGUAGCUUGCAAAAUAUUCAUGUUGAAGAGCAAUGUUUUGUGCAAAUUGUACAUUUAUGUUGUGAGCAGUAUUGCAAUAUGAACUUUUAUUAGUUGUUGGCAUUAAAACAUGUUUUUAUUGAUAGUAAAUUUGUCACAUUAUUUUUGAGCGUAUGUAUGCAUCCCAAGCUUUCAAACUCAGGCAUUAGGUCAGCUACCUAAGGAGACUUUUCUGUGCAGUAGAAGUAGCGCAGACUUACAGUAAAUAGGCAGGCAUGCAAAUCCCAUUGCUGUUCCAUGCCUGUUGCAAGGCUGAUUAUUCACAAAGUCUGUCUGUCAGGCCAAGACUACUCUUUUGUCAGUGCUGGAGUUUGUGUCAAUAGGAGGAUGCCGUUGCCCUCACCUUUAACAGAAGUAAAACCCCAGUCUAGCAAAGCAAAGUGCUUAAUUCCUACUGCCCUCUGUCUCUGCAGGUGCUUUAAUAUAUAUACAGUGAGGUACAAUGAGGACCGAAGAAACUUCCAAUUUCCUGUUGGAUAGCAAAUGUUAUAAUAAUUUCAAAUGUCCAUGCUACGUAGUUUUCAAUGUAGGGGCUAGAUAAAAGUGUAAUACCACUGCGGCUUUAGGAAAGCAACAGUAUUUGGAGCUUGACCUUAAAACUUCUACCUGCCUUCUGAACAUCAUUGGUGGCUUUGUUUGCUCAAUGUUUACCUCUGAGAAAUGUAUGCUGUUGAUUUAAAUGUUUAAUAUAUUGACUGCCUUUUUGUAUAUUUGUUAUCAUGAAGGUUUGGUUUAAACGCUAACAACUGUAGUCUAUUUUCAGACUUUAAAUUACAUAUGGUUCUGUAUUUGGAAGGCGAACUUAUUAAUGAAUAUAGCGAUUUGGUAUUUUAUUCCUAUUUUAUACAGCUACCCCCAUAGGUUAUUAUCAGAUGGCAACCAAUAUUGCUGAACAGCAGGUGGAAUUCUCUGGAGCGUGAUAAUGAGCCAUCUCUGUUCAAUAAAAAUGCCAUUGUUUUCUAGCCUA